AUGAUCUCCGACAAUGGAGAUAAUACAUCACGUACAGAAUAUCAAGCAAUAGUACAAUUGGUUGUCGUUGGUCCAUUGGACUAUGUUGAUCAACAAACAUACAUUCUUGUUCUAUUUGCGUUCGAUACAAAUAAUUUAGCUACGUUCAAUGUUAUUGUUAAUGUAUUAUCCAACAAUGCUAAUGCUCCAUAUUUUCUUUUUCAACCCAAUGUAUAUCAAGUUAAAGAAAAUACACCUAUAGCAAGAUUAAAUGCCGAUCAGAUAAUCGCCGUUGAUUCGAAUCCAUCGAUACUUUCACUCAAGUAUAGUGUUGUUUCGAACGAUCAACAAAUUCUUCAAACUGUAUUUCUUAAUGAAUCGAAUAAUCAAGCAACAAUGGGUAUUGCACCACCAGGCCUCAUUCGUGAUGCACCAUUCGGUAGAUCGACAUAUAGUUUUGCUCUUGGUGUGACCGAUCAAAAUGGAACUGGUGUAUCGAGUUACGCACCUGUGACGAUUAAUGUCGCUGACAUUAACAAUAACGGACCGAUUCCAAUUGCAUCGAGCUCACCAUGGAUUAUGAAUGAAGGAGUUCAAAAUGCAAGUAUUUCAAUAGUCUUUCGAGAUUUUGAUGAUGAAUCAUUGAAUAAUACCGUUCCUUUCUCUGUUCGAGUACUCGAACCAUCAACAUUUGAAAUAUCUCCAACACUUAGUAAUAAUGAUACAUUCGUUCUUCGAUAUACUAAUGGUGCAUUUAAUCGAAUAGAAGCAAAAAAUUUAACUGUGAAAAUUAUGAGCCAAGAUGCGCAAGGUUUCUCAACGAAUACAUCAAUAUCUAUCAUUGUUGGAGAUAAGGCUGGUAAUGAUCCGAUUUCGAAUGGCUUGAAAACGAUCAAUAUUAUUUAUGCAGAAGGUUAUGAAAAUUCCUUGCAGAACGUCGAUCUCGGUUCGAUUUACGUGGUCAAUACGGAUGAUUGGUUUCUGGCUAACAAUAUCUAUUCCGUAACAAGUGUUAAUAAAAAUCAAAUAUUUCAGAUCAAUGAAGGUUUUCUUCGUACACCUUCGUCACUGUCCACUGGCACAUAUACAAUCGUGAUUCAAGUUACGAAAAAUCUCACUUCGAGUCAAUCCACAGCAAGCAGUUCGAUCAAUAUGGAAGUUACCAAAAUCGAUAUCGAAUCGAUUCGAGAAGCAGCUACUAUUCGUAUUCAAGGUGAAACGCCAGAAACUUUGGUUGAUUUAUCGUUCGGUAAUCGACUUGGUCAAUUACGUGAAGCACUCGCAUCAAUUCUGACUGUUUCAAGCGAUUCGAUUCGUCUAUUGACUAUACGAAGUGUACCACAAUAUCGACAUCCUAUCUAUCCUCCGUUGUCAUUUGAUGAAGCUAAACGAACAGCUUUAACCGAUGUGAUCUUUUCGGUUUUAUCUUCCACUCGAGAAGUAAUUGAAAACACCGUAAAUAACAAUCUACCUCAAUUGGCUUCUCGUUCUGGCCUCACAGUCAACGUCACUGGGCCAAAUCCUUGUAGAAAUUAUGUUUGUCCAUCAGGUACGAUUUGCAGUGCAAGUCGUUCAAUUCAACCAUUUCCUCUUUUGAUUGAUACAAAUUUAACUUCACAUGUCGGCAUCAAUAUCAUCGAUUCACCCGAUUGUGUAAAUAGUACAUGGAAAGUUUCUCCACAGACGCCUCUUCCAUCAGGUUGCUCAAUUUUUUCGUUCAAUGAUGCUAUAUCUUGUCCAUGUACUGAUGUUCAAUCGCUCAGACCUCUCGGAACCUAUUGUGCAGUACUCGGUCGAACAUUUCUCAACACCGGUAGUAGUUAUACUGUGUUUGAUGGAACAACAUUUUCGAAUUUAGCACCAGCACGCUUUUCCUUUGAUUUUGUUGUUCCAAAUACGCCGACAGUUGGUCUUCUACUCUUGUACGGUCGAGAAACUCCACCGAUUGACGACUAUUUUUGGUUGGCCAUCGAAUUAGUCAAUUCAAAUCGAUUAAGAUUUCACUUUCGCGAUCAGCCAUCAUUUGAUACGAAUCUAGUCAUUGAUGCAUCGAAAUGGUAUCACGUCGAAUAUCAAUAUGUUGCUGAUACUAUAUUGGUGAUGAUCAACGAUGAACAGCAUGGUAUUACGGUGAACAACACUUCAAUUAAUAAUAAUAAUCGAUCAUUAGUUCGAUUGUAUCUUGGUGGUUUACCAAGAAGAGAUUCACCGAUUGAUGCAUUGUAUCCAAAAUUAUCUUAUAUUGACUCAUUUCGUGGAUGUAUUCGAAAUGUUCGAUCAAAUGGUGUUUAUCUCGACAUGAAUCGUCCUAUACUUGCUUCGGAUAAUUCUCGAUCAGGUCUAUGUGAUUGUUCGAUUACUAAUACCUGUACCAUAGGACUUUCGAAAGACGACAGAGGAGUCAUUGUACCGUGGUAUGUAUGGCUAAUUAUUGCUUUAGUACUACUUUUGAUGGCUACUAUUGUCGCUAUAACUUAUUUGACGUGUGUUCGACGUCGCGCUUCACGAAAAUUGCAAAGACAUGCAUCUUUUGAGAAUAUUGACAGUGCUACAGAUGAUGAUAAGUAA
Rotaria sp. Silwood2 is the source of this 2547-nucleotide messenger RNA. The record is from the annotation of a GenBank genome assembly. NCBI's taxonomy places the organism in Eukaryota, Metazoa, Rotifera, Eurotatoria, Philodinida, Philodinidae.